AUGAAGGCUAUCGUACAGCGAGUGACCUCGGCGAAAGUGAUGGUUGGCGACGAGUUGGUCAGUUCGAUCGGACGAGGCCUGUGCGUGCUGGUCGGAAUAUCCACGGACGACAACGCGAACGAUGUAGACUGGCUUGCCCGGAAGCUGCUUAGCCUGCGUCUGUUCGAAGAGCCGGCCACCGGUAAACGAUGGAUGGAAUCGGUCGUGGACCAGCAGCUCGAAGUGCUUUGCGUGAGCCAGUUCACGUUGUACCACAGGCUGAAGGGAAAUCGGCCCGAUUUCAGCCGCGCCAUGCAGGGCUCGGCAGCGCAACAACUGUACGGAACGUUGCUGGAGAAGCUGCGCGGUCAAUACUCGCCGGAACGCAUCCAGGAUGGCCGGUUCGGGGCGAUGAUGCAGGUUUACAUCCAGAAUGACGGGCCAGUUACGUUGGAAAUUGAGUCGCCUGUCCAAAGCGAGCAAGAGCGCCAGAAAAUGCAGCGUACGCAGGAGCACAAGGCCAAAUCAAACGCCAAGGCAAGCGAAAAAACACCGGAAGUAGUUCCAAAUGACGGAAUUGAGAAGAUAAACAUUACAGAAUAAGAAAAAAUCGCCUUAGAAUCGUUAGGAUUUGACUCACGUGAAGGUUUCUGUAUUUAAUGGACUCAAUAAACUA
Molecule: messenger RNA, 655 nt
Organism: Anopheles nili
Lineage: Eukaryota; Metazoa; Arthropoda; Insecta; Diptera; Culicidae
Gene: Dtd
Product: D-aminoacyl-tRNA deacylase
Exons: 3
Coding region: 1-582 (193 amino acids)
Biological process (GO): tRNA metabolic process
Cellular component (GO): cytoplasm
Molecular function (GO): D-tyrosyl-tRNA(Tyr) deacylase activity
Source: RefSeq, a predicted model, not a curated record